AUGGUCGCCCGUGUCCAGCAGCCCGCGCCCGCCUUUGAGGCAACCGCAGUCGUCGACGGUUUCUUCGAGACCGUCAAGCUCGAGCAGUACAAGGGCAAAUGGGUCGUCCUCUUCUUCUACCCGCUCGACUUCACCUUUGUCUGCCCGACCGAGAUCCUCGCCUUCAACGAGCGCCUCUCGGACUUCUCCGCGCUCAACACCGAAGUCCUCGCCGUCUCGACCGACUCGGAGUACUCGCACCUCGCGUGGGCCAACACGAACCGCAACGAGGGCGGUCUCGGGCCCGAGUUGAAGCUCAAGCUCGUCGCCGACAAGAGCAUGAAGAUCAGCCGCGAUUACGGCGUGCUCCUCGAGGACGCCGGCGUCGCCCUCCGCGGCCUCUUCCUCAUCGACCCCAAGGGCACCCUCCGCCAAAUCACGAUCAACGACCUCCCCGUCGGGCGAUCGGUCGACGAGACUCUGCGGCUGAUCAAGGCGUUCCAGUUCACGGACGAGCACGGCGAAGUGUGCCCUGCCAACUGGGACCCCGAGUCGAAGAGCGCGACGAUCAAGCCUGACCCCAAGGCGAGCAAGGAGUACUUUGCCGCGCAGAACUCCUCAACAACAACACCGAACGGGCGAGAGAAACCGGUGACGGGUGUUUCGCCUGAUGCGAAGCGGAGGAAGGUCGAGUGA
Messenger RNA from Rhodotorula toruloides NP11, 675 nucleotides. Its product is annotated as peroxiredoxin (alkyl hydroperoxide reductase subunit C). Gene Ontology annotation, cellular component: cytosol. The transcript is spliced from 5 exons. Gene Ontology annotation, molecular function: thioredoxin peroxidase activity. Gene Ontology annotation, biological process: hydrogen peroxide catabolic process; response to oxidative stress; cell redox homeostasis. The record is from RefSeq and is a predicted model, not a curated record. Lineage: Eukaryota; Fungi; Basidiomycota; Microbotryomycetes; Sporidiobolales; Sporidiobolaceae. The coding region runs from base 1 to 675 and encodes 224 amino acids.